AUGAAGAACGAGGAAAUGAGGGAGAAGACAUCAGAGGAGCGUCGAGAAAGUACGUGUGCGAUGUGUGUGGAGGCAAUCAAGUGGACGGACACCGGAAAACAGCCCAUGAAGGAGGACUACGAGCAAAUGCACAAAAGUUUGAGAACGUGUGCAGCCUUAGCAGUACAGCGAGGAGACUCGAUGUGCCUAUCCAACACUCACCUCAACCACUUGUGGACUGCAACUGGUUUUGCGUUUCUGCGACUGCCCAGAAUGGAGCACAUUGAAGCCUUCAUGCAGCCAUCUGUCUACUCACCGUCCCAACACCCUUCUGCUUUCAUUUAUCCAUGA
Echinococcus granulosus is the source of this 330-nucleotide messenger RNA. RefSeq lists its product as hypothetical. Bases 1 to 330 code for a protein of 109 amino acids. NCBI's taxonomy places the organism in Eukaryota, Metazoa, Platyhelminthes, Cestoda, Cyclophyllidea, Taeniidae. The record is from RefSeq and is a predicted model, not a curated record. The transcript has 2 exons.